UUUUUUGAUAUUGAAGAAUAACUAAAAGAACGAUCUGAUAAAAAUGGAUGUUAUAGGAAACAUAAGUAACAUAUGUAAUCAAGAAAGUAAUGUAAAUUACAAACAGCUUUUGACCGAUUAGUAUUUGAUUUGAUACGUGUUUUGAAAAAACUUAAAUUGAUAAAUUAUUAAUUCUAAAUCAUAUAACAAUUUAGUGGACUAAGAAGAUCGUAAACCUGUCUGCAGCAUUCUUGAAAAAUGUCAACAAAUUACAAUUCUUAUAAAAUGGAAAAUUCUGUUUCUCAUGGAAAUCGAGAAAUAAAUGUCAAAAAACGUCUUGAUCAUGUUGUUGAGUCAAAUAAUUUCCAAAUUAUGUCCUCAUCGCAUUCCAACAAUUCAGAUGAUGGUGGUGAUGAUGAUAUUGGUGUUGAUGAUGAUGAUGGUGGUGUUGAUGAUGAUGAGAAUGGUCAUGCCGCUUCUAGUUCCUUUGUUAAUAAUGAACUCUAUGAAUUACGAGGGCAGGAUUGGUCACAAUUUUUCAAUUUAAUUAAAGAUGAAAAGAAAGCUAUGGAUAAACUCCAUGAAAAUGCUGCAAAUUACAUGCAAAAGUCCUCAUUGUUAUCAAAUCAAGUACAUCGAUUAGAUAGCAAUGAUAUGCAUAAUUAUGGCUUAAAUCCAAAGAAUACAGCAAUGGAUAUGGUGGUGUGUAAUCAUUGUUCUGGAGUUUAUAAACCAAGUGGCUUUAAAAAUCAUAUAAGAUUACGUCAUCCAAAGAUAUGGGAUAUGGAAUCUAAUGAAGCUAUAAAAGCUUGUAUAGAAAGUUCAAAACAAUUUGAUGGAACUGAUAUACCAUCUCCAGACACUACAUCAACUUGGACGAUGGAUAUAGAUGAAUAUUUAGAUUUUUUAUCUCCAACGAAACAUGAAAUUACGCUACCAGAGGAAGUUGCGCACAACAAAUUUUUAGCGAGUUCCAGUAAAACAUUAAUAAGAGAUGAAGUUUUCCGUAAGAAAUAUAAAACCAGAGAAGAACCAUAUGGUAGUAUAUUUCCUGGUGUAAGUUCAUCCAUUGUUACUUCAACAUAUUUAAACUCGAAAAAUAAUGAAGUUUUAAAUAGUUCUGAUAAUACACUUUUAUCUGCAGUGGAACAAUCUACUCCUCAAGAUACUACAAAUUACUUCAUAAAUUUAACAAAUAUAUCGAAGAAACCAAAUGAUUUAGGAAAUAAUUAUGGUUUCUCUACCAAAGGCAACAAUACGGAUUCUAGUUUUAGAAAUCUUGAACCAACAAACGAUAUAUCCGUUAACAUAAAUAACACUCGUCCUGUUUCACUAAUAAAGUCAGUUACAAUGAAUAAAAAUAGUGAUAAUAUUUUAGAUAACCUUUCAUCAAAAAUGGCAGAAAUUAUUUCGGAUGAGGUUUCACUAGAAAUGCCAGUAUAUAGUUUGGAUAUGAAUUCGUCAACUAAUUUGUCAUAUGAUGUUUUAGAUAUUAAUUUGCCAACUGAAAUCCCAUAUGAUAAUAUAGAUCUAAAUUCGUCAACUGAUAGGUCAGAAAAUAUUUUAGAUAUUAAUUACUCAACAGAAAUAUCAGACGAUAUUUUGGAAACGAAUUACUCACUAAACACGGUUAAUGAUUUUUUGGAUAUGAAUUUGCCACCGAAAAUUCCAGUUUACAGUUUCGAUAUGAAUGAAUUUGCAGCUAUCUCAAAUGAUAAUUUGGACCUGAAUUUAUUAGAUGAAAUGUCAUAUGGUAUUAUAGAUAUAAAUUCGUCACAGGAAAUGGAUAUGAAUUGCUCAACAGAAGAACCAGACAAUAUUUUAGUAAUUAAUUGCUCACUAAAAAAGCCGAACGAUUUUUUGGAUAUAAAACUCUCACCAAAAACUGCAGAAGAUAUACUAGAUAAUGAUUCGUCACCUGAACAAUCAGAUGAUGGUUUAGAUAUAAAUUGGUUACCAGAUUUGCCUGAAGAACUUAUGGAUAUCGAUCUGUCUGGUAUUGAAACCACAAAAAACAUGAAAGACUCAAAUCCUCAUGUUCAAACCAAUAACCCUGAAAAUAAAUAUAUUAUGCCAGAAGAUUCUGUAAUUUGUCAGUUAAAUACAUUUCAAACUAAUACACCCAAAAUGUGGAAUCAUUUAAAUAUAAAUACCUUAUUACAUAAUCCAAGUUUAUUUGUUAAUCUAACAAGAAAUGAUUCAAAGGCAACCUGUUCAGGCAUUUCCAGUAAUUGUGACUCCCAUAGCAGUUAUGAAGAAUCGAGUACCUACUCUGAAAAUAAUACUUUAAGUAUUAAUCCAACAUCUUCAGAUUUUUGGUCUAAAUUAACUUCAUCAUAUCCAACAUUUUCCGACACAAAUGAGAAUGACUCAAAUCAUAUGGACACAUUAUUAAAUGCAGUUAAAUCAUCACCUAAUCCACAAUCAAACUCAUACCUUCGUAAAGAUUGUAAACCCGUACGAAAUAGACGUGCAGCUCUCAUACCAAAACUAUCAAAACAGACACGAAGCCCAGAUACACAUAAACGUAUAAAUGAUUAUAUAAAAGGAAAACAGAUUCAAAGAAAAAAUAUUUAAAAAAAGAAGAACCAACCAAGUUAACCAAAAAACAGUCAAAAGAGUUUGGAAAAACUGAAGAAAACCUGGAGUUGACGAGACACUAACACUAACCUAAUGAAGAAACAACUUAAAAUACCAAUAUGUCAUCACUUUUAUCUAAGAGUUCUUGAAAGAUUUUGUGGGUUGGAGUAUUCUAACUGCUUUAUAAUAUCACUCUAACGUCUAUCUGGAUUUAAUACAAUUAACGGCAGAAUGGAUAAAAGUGAAGUACGUACAACAUACUACAAUGACUAGGUCUUUUGAAGUCAACAAUAUAUACAUAUGUAUAUACCACAUAUAUACCAAUUGAACUAAUAAAAAAUAUAUAUUUAUGUCUUAUGCCAUUUAACGGAUAUCAGGAUAGAGCAAUCCCACCGUGUUU
Molecule: messenger RNA, 2959 nt
Organism: Teleopsis dalmanni
Lineage: Eukaryota; Metazoa; Arthropoda; Insecta; Diptera; Diopsidae
Exons: 3
Coding region: 238-2556 (772 amino acids)
Source: RefSeq, a predicted model, not a curated record